AUGUACAGAGUCGUUGGACGUCCUAUCACAGUUUUCUGCACUGGUCCGGCUCCACCUGAAACGGUGGUGGCAGCACAAUUGAUGUGUCAAAAAGAAAAUCAUCGGAUCACAUACAAAUCGCGGACCGGCCGCCGCAAGAAGGAUUCGUUGAUUUUCAACGCAAAGGCGUACAUCGUCGGCAACAACAGCAUCAACGGAGUACCGGUCAGUCAACGCCGCGUGCAGAUCUUCUUGAAGUCGCUGCAGGAGCAGCUCAAGCAAAAUGCAGAGUUCGUCAUAUCUCAAUCGACUAUUUAUCGCUGCACAAAGUUUCCAUUUUAUCAUCAGCAUCAUUUGUACACGACUGCGAUUCCACCAAUAGGUCUCUUGAUGAGAUUUGGAUGA
Messenger RNA from Phytophthora nicotianae INRA-310, 384 nucleotides. RefSeq lists its product as hypothetical. The transcript has 2 exons. The record is from RefSeq and is a predicted model, not a curated record. Bases 1 to 384 code for a protein of 127 amino acids. Lineage: Eukaryota; Oomycota; Peronosporomycetes; Peronosporales; Peronosporaceae.